Suillus clintonianus is the source of this 455-nucleotide messenger RNA. RefSeq lists its product as uncharacterized. Lineage: Eukaryota; Fungi; Basidiomycota; Agaricomycetes; Boletales; Suillaceae. The record is from RefSeq and is a predicted model, not a curated record. The transcript has a single exon. Bases 72 to 302 code for a protein of 76 amino acids.
CCCUCUUUACCGUCUGAGUCCUGAAUAACUUGGCACAGUUCCCGCUAAAUAUUGACCGCCGUCACUGGCAGAUGUUCGGGUUUGUGCCAAAGUGCCAGUCUGGGCGGAGGACGAGCGCAUGUUUUAUUUUUUUGAUGACAGGCGUAGAUAUUUCUGGCAUCCCAUGUCAAACUUCGCGUCUCAAGCUUGAAUACCUAACCUGCAUCACCUGUCUGCCAACGUACAUUAGCGAGCAAUCAACAAUGUUUAGUUGUCGAAAACAAAUCAUUCUACACAGAAAGGUAAAUAACACGCUAUCAUAAUGGCAAGCUACAGGUACAGAUGAGAGACUCAACAGAUGAAUUAAUCAACGAACGAAGUAUUUCACGAAGACUGCGCCUCUGGGUGUUCGUCAACUACCGCUAGGCGAGAUGUUCCUGCCUCCGGCUGUGACUGACCAGCCAUUGAUUUCAAUU